UGCAAUUUCUUUCCAAGUCUAUCUUCCAUAUCAUUUGGUAAUCUAAUCCUUUUAACUUCUCCAAGAAAUUCAAGUCCUCUGGUCCAAUUUCUAAAAAGUAAUUCUGGUUUAGACGGUCCGAAUAUUAAUGUGACCUACUAUUUUGUACAAUUUAAAAUUUCCGAAUUUGUAUAAUAUUACGAGGACAAUUAAAAAAGGAAGACAUUAUAAAAAUAUGUGAAAUAUAUAAUAAAACAUUUUCUAUACAGUUCACUGCAUUAAUUGUUAAUUCGAUUAUUUCUGUUAUUUUUGUCCAAAUUGUAAUAUAGCUAACUCUACUGCUAAUAUUGCUAUCAGGAUUUAAUCAUUUCCAGGUACAACGUCGACUAAAUCUAUCUCUGCAAAUAUUGCCAAUGUUAAAUUUGAUAUUAACAGAGAUGGCCAACAGGAGAUUGAUGUUACAAUAUCUAAAAGUAACUUUAUAUGCGACAAUGUUUGAAGGAGGAAAAAAUACAAAUACAGCAAAGACAGCUGAAAAUACAGCUUCGUCGAUCUCAGAAAAUAGAAAUAAAUUUCGAAGAAUUGAAGGUGAUGAUGCAAAGGCCGAUGUAAAGCAAGAUUCAGAAAAUCUGAAGAAAGACUCAAUGCCAGAAUUUCCAGCGAUUAAGACUUCUAGUACAAUAGUAGAUACAUUACAUAUUUCCAACGCUUUUAAUGCUCUAACAUUGUCAAAUAAUAAAUACGUAAAAACUGCACAAACACUUGAACCAGUUUCACGUGCAUGCCAAGAAGAAUGGACCGAUAAAUGGAAUAACCUUGAAUUUCCAGCUCCCAAAUCGUCAAUUUUAACACCAGUUACUUUUAGUUUAUCUAAAAAACAAUAUUCAUUUGGUGACACAAGUACGAGUCAGUUUCUUGGUUCUCCAACGUCAGAAAGUAAAGAGUCAGCGCGUGAUAACGCAGAGAGUAGAUCUACGCCUUUCUGUUGGAAAUCAACAACGACAACAACAUUAUCAAGUCCAGCAUUCCAAGUACCUAAUGCAUCACAAACUUUGCAUAAUUCUGGAACACCCGAAUCAUCGAUUUUGGUACCAACUACUUUUAGUUUAUCUAAUAAACAAUGUGAAUUUGGUGGCGCAAUUUCACGUAAAUCUUGCACUUCUCCGGUGCUAGAAAAUAAACCUGCAGCUUGCGAUUCAACACCAACAAACCAAAAAGAAACAACAUAUAAUACAACACUCGGGAUGCCAACUGUACGUGGCACAUUGUCAGUGACAUCAGUAGUAUCUGGUGAUAGUACUGUUAGAACGUCUACCGGCGAGUCAACGCCUCUUAUACGUGUACAUCAAAAAUUUAUAUUUAACGCCAUUCCUACUGAACCGGCUGUAAUGCCUGGGACUCGAUUCAAUUUUCCUACGAAUAUGAUACCUCCUGUAUCGACUCAGAUUCAAAUAUCGAUUGAUUCCACCGAUUAUACAUUUAACGGACCUAAUCCGGAACUAGCAGCAUUUCCGCAAUGUCCAACUACAAGUUCAUUUUCUAUAUCGCAACCUGUUACCCAAAGUCAACAAUUGUCUACUUCAUCAUCUAUUCCUCUAGAAUGCGCGUUUAAUUUUGAUUCGUCACCAGGAGAUCAUACAGCUGAACCUGGUUCAAUCCAGUCCGAAGGAUUUAAUUUUAAUCCCAAUACUAGACCAUCGUUCCGUUUUAGUGUUUAUGAAUUUAAGUAUCUACAAAAUAUAAAAUUAUUUUACACAUUAAUAGCAGGAUCUUUUUUCCAUAAAAAAAUGUGUUGCCAUGUGUUGUUUUAGUGCACCUACUCAAGUACAACGAGAUACUGCGUCUACUCGAGUACAACGAAAUACUGCGUCUACUCUAGUACAACAAAAUACUGCCACCAUCAAUUACCGCCCAAUGAUCAGUCCCACUCGAUUACUCAAUCCACGAAAGAUCAGGAAAGCUUUUAGAAGAUUAAAAUAGGAGUCAAGUAACGGCAUUCUUUUUAUACAGUUGCUCAUGAAGGUAUUCAUAUUCUUGCAGAAGACACCUUUUAUGAAUAUACUA
Molecule: messenger RNA, 2043 nt
Organism: Bombus pascuorum
Lineage: Eukaryota; Metazoa; Arthropoda; Insecta; Hymenoptera; Apidae
Product: nuclear pore complex protein DDB_G0274915-like
Exons: 2
Coding region: 393-1790 (465 amino acids)
Source: RefSeq, a predicted model, not a curated record